AGGUCGUCGAAGCACCACCUAUCCAUACAGAUGACAUCACCGACGAUCCCUGCCUUUUGCAUUCCCAUGCUAUCGGAGCGAUGAUCCCUUCCCAUUGUGUCGCUUCCCCUCGACCCAGAAAACCGCCAGUCCAAUCCCCACGGAGGGAGGGAUGGCAAGUGUCGUAAAACCGGGUCCCCGUCUCCCCGCGCAAAACCACAGCAAUCAGGGUCCUCGCAGGGCCCUCGCAAAAGCCGAGAAAUUGCCGCAGCCUGACGCAAAAGAUCCAGACCGACGUGCUGGACCGCGGAAAACGACUGAUCGACACUCCCUUGCCCGCAAAGCAGAAUUCCGUCGUUCCGAAGCUGGGGGCCGGUACUGUAGUCAUCCCCAUGCAGGGCGAAAAACAAGCCUUUUUUGCUCGCGCGGGAAGCGUGGGCGUUGCAUGCGGGCGGUGUGGCUGAGGAGCCUGAGUCAACGAUUACCACCGUGUCGCGAACCCUGCAUUCAGAUCAACUUUUUCGAAUCAGAUAAGUCAAACGAAAACAACAUCGCGGAUACGACGAAGAAACCAAUAUCGCUAAAGCUGCCGGUCGCUGACAUAAGUUAUUACAAGUACAUUUGCGGCCCCUUUGGCCCCCCCCGCCCGCCCCUGGCUCCGCCGACCCGCCGACAUGGUAACUCCAGCGUAGGUACAGUAUCGAUCUUUUCAGAAUUAGGAAGGUGUGUCUGUGCUGCUGAUGGGAUUGUGGGGGGCCGAGACCUUCAUGGGCCCUUCGACGCGGUUAUAUGCCCUUGCUCUUUUGUCGUUGUGGCCUGCAUGUGACUGAGAGGCUAGGCGUUGAGGAGAGUGCGCCGGAAUUGCGGGCGCGACAUGUUGCAAUCCCUGUUGGCGGCUGGAAUGUUCCGCGAGACGGCGCCGGCGCCGGCGC
Molecule: messenger RNA, 911 nt
Organism: Neohortaea acidophila
Lineage: Eukaryota; Fungi; Ascomycota; Dothideomycetes; Mycosphaerellales; Teratosphaeriaceae
Exons: 1
Coding region: 152-805 (217 amino acids)
Source: RefSeq, a predicted model, not a curated record